CAGCAGAACCAAUUUCAUCCAAGCCAGUGAAGUUACCCCUGAUUGACACUGAUGGAACGAAGAUCAGAAUCUGGCCCAUAUAACAACAAGAAAAGUGAACCCUGGUCUUGGAAAAAAGCAAAAGUACCAAGAGUCUAGAGAGAUAGGAAUCAGAAAGAGAUCAGGCCUUAUCUGCCGUGCUUUCAGCAAACAAUUACAUUAUGCCCCUGGUUUGUGUAAUACUGGACAUAACUCAGUAAUAAUGCUAUAAUGCACCCUCACUCUACUGCUCAAGUUUUAAGACAUAUUGUGAAACAAGAGUCUACCUACAAAUGCUGCUGAACAAUGACCCCUGUCUUUAUAACACUGCAAACUUCACUGAUUUACAGCAGCUGUAUAGAGAGGGUGCUCUCAUGCUCUGUGCUUUUGUGUGAACAUUCAAAGUUACAUUCAACUCUUAGAUUAGCACAUUUCUACUCAAAUACAGCAUUCCCCGUGCCGCAAUAUUCAGAGUAUGGAUGAAAAGUCAGUCAAUCAUUGUCAAAAGACGGUGUAUGUGACAGAUGCACGGGGGAGAUGUAGCUGGAAACACCAGAUCUAUUAUUUUCAGAAUGGACAGGCUUAUGAGUAUGGCGAGUUCAAGAACAGAAUAAACGGGACAACAAACCAAGGAAAUGCAUCAAUAACAAUUUUCAACAUGCAGCCCUCAGACACUGGGUUUUAUACCUGCGAAGUUUUCAACCCACAAGAUUCAAAUGGACAGAACCAGAAAUCAGUGGCUGUCAGUGUACUGGUCAAACCUUCACAGCCUCACUGUAGCUUACGGGGAACCCCUGAGACAGGCCACCUUGUCUCUCUCUCCUGCUAUUCUGAAGAAGGGAUGCCUGCGCCUACAUACCAGUGGUAUAAAGUAUCAGGGGAAACCCUCAAACCCAUGACAGAACAACUCAAUACAAAAACUGGGCUUUUGAUUAUUGGUAAUCUCACCACCUUUGAAACUGGAUACUACCGGUGCACAGCUACUAACAGCCUUGGAUACAGCAGCUGUGAAGUUGACUUGACUGGAGCACAUUCAGAAGGCGGUCUCAUUGCUGGAGCAUUAAUUGGAGCAAUUCUGGGAGCAGUUGUUAUCUGCAUUAUUGUCUGGUUUUUAAUCAAGAGGGAGAAGAAAAAGGAGAGAAAAGAGAAAGCAGCAAAUAGUGAAAUGCGACCAAUGACUCAGAAACAACAGACAAAUGCGGAAUAUGCUAAUAUACCCACCCAAGAAAAUGAGUCUGUUGCCACAGCUACACCAAGCACAGAAGCUAAUGCAGCAAAUGAAUACUCUACGGCUGCGGAAACUGCUGCCUCUGGAAUGCCUGAAAACGAUGAGAUGCAAGGAGUGGAGACACAAGCGAGAGCCUAAAAAUUCUAUUGCAAUUUCCUUAUCCGCUAUGAACCCCAUCUUCAAAAAUGUUGGUAUUGAAUUAACGCAGGAAGUAGUGUGGUUACAACCCACACACCUGCGUUUGUGGUAUUAAUCACAAGGUGGGAGUUUGAAGGUCAUGCCUUCAACUAUCCAAGAAGUACGCAUAUGAUGGCCUCAUUUUUCAAUUUUGUUAUUGCACUUAUUAACUAUCUAGCUAUGACUGUGUACCAAAUAUGAAUGACAGCAUAGCUAAUAACUCCAUUUAUCCAACCCAUUUGAGAAUAUUAAUUAUUAAAUGGGCUUGGAAAGACAGACAACAUUGGAGCUUUCUUAUUGGCUGCUGGUGAAGUUAUGUGAUGGCUUGUAAACACAGGAGUCCCUUUUCUGAAAGAAAAUGGUCACUGCCAGCCAACCUGAAGUGUUGCAUGUGCUGAGAAUGACACAGGACAACUGUCUUAGCAAAUACAUUACAGUAUCUAAGGACCUGAUCCCACAUCUUGGAAAUCAAUGGGAGUUUGGCCACUGACUUCAACAGGUGCAGGAGCAGACUCUUAGAGCAUGUGUUCAUAUCUGCCUCUAGUAGCCAUCCCCAGCAACAGUGACAGCCUGCCUCUCACUGGCAGCUAACGCAGUUACAUCUUUAACUAAAGAAGUACUUUGGUAGGAAUGUUGCUGAAGUUCCUGGGUUCAGUCAUCACUGAUGAUCAAAGUCCAUAUCAAUGGCUCAUUAACCAAAACAAGAGGGUAUCAACAUUUGAGGCAAACUCAGAAAUUCAGACUGAUGAGGUGCUAAUUAUGAUCUGUACUAUAAAAGAGGGUUCAGUUUUGGCCAACUAACAUUAUUGGUUACUAACAUAUCCCAGGGAUAGCUCAGUGGUUUGAG
Gopherus flavomarginatus (Mexican gopher tortoise) is the source of this 2270-nucleotide messenger RNA. It is a transcript of the gene VSIG1, whose product is annotated as V-set and immunoglobulin domain containing 1. Gene Ontology annotation, cellular component: plasma membrane. The record is from RefSeq and is a predicted model, not a curated record. NCBI's taxonomy places the organism in Eukaryota, Metazoa, Chordata, Testudines, Testudinidae. The coding region runs from base 494 to 1384 and encodes 296 amino acids. The transcript has 6 exons. Gene Ontology annotation, biological process: epithelial cell morphogenesis; maintenance of gastrointestinal epithelium.